AUGUGGCUGGGAGUGACAUCGACAGCGGUUCACGACGACGGAACGCCUUCGUGUCGGGUCCCCGCCCCCUGCUUCUACUGGAACGCCACGAAGCGGAUCGCGCAGGAGACGGACUGCAGCCGGGAGUUGGGCGUCUUCUGCUUUUAUCCGCCCGGCGUGAACUGCUCGCACGAUCUUCCCUACAAUGUGAGCUACCGCCUGAUAUCUGGAACGCCGGUGGGAAUAGAAGAUGCGAGGAAGCUGUGUGGAGAUGCGGGCGGAACUCUUCCCUUGCAUCUCGAUGAUCUCAGCAUCUACGAAAAUUUCCUCAAUUUCCUCGAAUCGGUCAAUCCCACGACCGGGCAGUAUUGGGUCGGCCUGGAGAUGUCGAAGGAGAAGACGCGACGGUGGAGCGAUGGAUCGUGGCUGUGCAAAACGUCUCACUUCAAGUUGGAUAAUGACGACGUCAAGAGUAUUUCGAACAUGGACGACGUUUGCUAUCGAUUCGACGUGUCAGACCGGCGCCUCAAGGAUAAGCCGUGCGAUUCGAACGAGUUUUCCGUCGUCUGCGAAUUCCACGACUACGGGUGUCACCUGUUGAAUCCGUCUCCCGUCUUGUCUUCCGGGAGUCCCCUCCUCUUCCCCCGAGAAGAGGCUGCCGAAAUCUGCAGGAAAAUCGGCGGGAAUCUGCCCGUGCAGACGGAAACGGAUGAAUACUGGGAUUCACUCGAUACGAAGGAUUGGAAAAAAGUUCCGAUGUGGCUGGGAACGAAGAAGGCAGACCCUCGCGCGCCAGUCCAAUACUGGGAUAACGGGAUCCCGGUGUGCAAGGCCCACCUCGUCGACCGCGCCAACUCCUCCUGCUUCGCGUGGAACCCGGGCGAGUCCAUCAUCGAGGACACCCCCUGCGGGGAGCGGAGGGCAGUCGUCUGCGCCUUCCCGGAGGGCCGGGACUGCACGCCCCAUGUCGGCUACGUGAGGAAAUUCGAGGCGUCGGGGGACGGGUUCAAAACCUACGACGAAGCUGCGGGAUUGUGUCGUUCUCGCGGGGGGAUCCUGCCCGUUCAUCUGGACAGCGCCUCGAUCGUGGAGACCCUUCGGAAUAACAUGAGCGCCCCUGCCGUCAACAUCUCCUCCUUGUACAUCGGGAUGCGAACGGGAUCGGACGGGAUCCGGCGAUGGGCGGACGGAGAGCCAGUAUGCGACCCCGAGGCCUUGGCCCUCAAAGAAGAUAAUUUCACCGAUACCAAUUCCGUCGAGGGUUUGUGCUAUCGAUUGAAGAGCACUUCCUCGGGAUUCACGGUCGAGAACAGGAAUUGCACCGAGGCCAAGUUCAAGGUCAUCUGCGAAUUUCAUUCGAAUUCGGCUUGCUUCUCCCCUCCUCCUGUCCCUCCCGGCGGUGGCAUCGAAUACGACUGGAAUUCAGGAAAUGUACGUGAGCAUGAGACAGCACGGUUGGAUGGUGACGUACAGAUGUCCCAACGGCAGCCUGUUCUUGUCCAAAUUCCCAUUCGUGUCCAUGCCAUGUCUCGCAACGGGACUCUGGGACACGGACAUCCUUGCCAGCGCCGGCUCUUGCAUUCUUUCAGGUUCCUACAGUCCUACAUAUACGAAACGCCACGCGGAGUUCAGGUCAGUUUGGAUGAGGAGGUCGUGCUGUCUGCUCCUUACGUGUAG
This is a messenger RNA of Darwinula stevensoni, 1656 nucleotides long. NCBI's taxonomy places the organism in Eukaryota, Metazoa, Arthropoda, Ostracoda, Podocopida, Darwinulidae. The record is from the annotation of a GenBank genome assembly.